Molecule: messenger RNA, 533 nt
Organism: Habropoda laboriosa
Lineage: Eukaryota; Metazoa; Arthropoda; Insecta; Hymenoptera; Apidae
Product: succinate dehydrogenase assembly factor 2, mitochondrial-like
Exons: 3
Coding region: 78-533 (151 amino acids)
Biological process (GO): mitochondrial respiratory chain complex II assembly; tricarboxylic acid cycle; mitochondrial electron transport, succinate to ubiquinone
Cellular component (GO): mitochondrion
Source: RefSeq, a predicted model, not a curated record
UGUAAAAGUAGUUUUAACCUGGUUGUAUCAAGCAUAAAAAAUAUUGUUUCUUGAACGUAAAAAAUAAAGGAAUAAAUAUGAACGUUUUUGUAAAAUCACUUGUAUCUGCAGUUAAACCGGUACCUCUAGUAAGGCAUGUCUCAACAACUUGUACCAAUUAUAAAGACGAUUUUCAAGAUGUAAUUGAACCAGAAGGUCGAGAGCCUAAUAUUCCAUUGUAUGUUGAACGCGAUCAAGAGACUAAAGAAGUUAAAAAAGCUCGACUUCUGUAUCAAUCCCGCAAGCGUGGCAUGUUAGAAAAUGGUCUGCUUUUAAGUACUUUUGCUAAAAAAUAUUUAUGUGCUUUUGAUGAUAAACAACUGCAAUUGUACGAUCAUCUCAUUAAUUUACCAACAAAUGAUUGGGACAUAUUUUACUGGGCUACAGGUGCAAAGCCCACUCCACCUGAAUUUGAUAAUGAAGUUAUGGAUUUGUUAAAAAAGCACAUAAAAAAUGAAGAUCGUCAAGCAAGAAUAAUGCAACCUGAGUUAUGA